AUGGUGUUGAGCCUUCUGGGUAUCCCGUUGGAUUGUAUGCGAGAUGUCAGUCAUGUCGAGAUUGGGUUCUCUAUGAGAGGUACGGAAGUUGAAGGGGAUACGAAGAACAGCAUCGGUAUUUUGAAUAUGGGUGUACGGGAACUGGCACAUAAUGCUGUUUCCUUCUUCUGGAACCCGUUGGAUGGACCCGCGAAAAUCAACAUCGCGGUACAAUGUCUGAGCACUGAUUUCAGUACGCAAAAAGGAGUCAAAGGCUUGCCGCUGCACGUUCAGAUCGACACGUACGAGGACCCGUCCAGUUCCGUCGUGACGCAUCGCGGCUACUGUCAAAUCAAGAUCUUCUGUGAUAAGGGUGCUGAGCGAAAGACGCGGGACGAGGAACGCAAGGCGAACAAGAAAAAACUGCUGGCUGCUGCCGGCCGGAAGAAGAUUGAAGAUCACGGCCAUCCUCCUUGCGAACGAUCGGAGUUUUAUGGAAUGCAGAAUACGACGAAACAACCUGUAAUGUUUACGCCAUCUGAAGACGUGGAGGAGCGAGGAAAGGUCAGUGUCGUUAGUCGGGCGAGAAUGAUUGUCGCCAUGAGCCGGCGAUGUCGGAAAUCACGGCUGAUGAAGUCUUCUGUGGUAACUGGAGCGUCUCCGACCGCGUUUUGUCUCAGGAAUGUUUCCCACUGGAUUUUAACGGGUAACGCUGCGGAAAUUUCUUUGCUGAUCUCUUUCCAGACGACUUCCAUGGAGUUCCAAACAUUCUACGGGCAGCCGGCAUCGAACGCCGAGGACGUGGUCGUGAAACGGGAGCAUUCGGAGUCGUCGAACGGGGCACACGAGGUUGGCGCCGGUAUGACAGGCCUGGACGUGAUCUUGGACGUGGCCGGAGCACCGACACCCCACUCUGCACUGGGCCAGCACCCGAUGACGAUCAGUGUCCCACCGCCGACGAAGCGGGCCAAGUUGAGCCCGUCGCCGUCGGAUCGCCUCAUGUUGUACGUGAGGCAAGAUGGUGAGGAUGCGUAUACGCCUUUGCAUCUCUGUCCACCCACCUUGGUUGGACUGCUCAACGCCGUCGGGGUUCGUGAGGCGCGAGGAUCGCAGUUCGCCUACGAGACACUUCCCACGUGGCUUAUGGCGAUGGCGAGGGUCCGAACAUUGAUCCUCUUGUAA
Molecule: messenger RNA, 1161 nt
Organism: Notodromas monacha
Lineage: Eukaryota; Metazoa; Arthropoda; Ostracoda; Podocopida; Cyprididae
Source: the annotation of a GenBank genome assembly